Messenger RNA from Pipistrellus kuhlii (Kuhl's pipistrelle), 2605 nucleotides. It is a transcript of the gene RXFP1, whose product is annotated as relaxin family peptide receptor 1. Lineage: Eukaryota; Metazoa; Chordata; Mammalia; Chiroptera; Vespertilionidae. The record is from RefSeq and is a predicted model, not a curated record. Gene Ontology annotation, cellular component: membrane. The transcript is spliced from 18 exons. Gene Ontology annotation, molecular function: G protein-coupled receptor activity; protein binding. Gene Ontology annotation, biological process: G protein-coupled receptor signaling pathway. Bases 332 to 2605 code for a protein of 757 amino acids.
UUUCCUCGCUGCUAAGCUUUAUCAGUGUUUGUGUGGGCGUUGGGGUGUAUGUGUAAGAAGGAUAUUAAGACUUUUAGAGAGGAGGGUGGGAAGAAGAGAUUCGGGGGGGGGGGUAGGAGGAGAGAGAGGGAGAGAGAGGAAGGAGAAAAGAAAAGAAGAGGGAAUGGAAAGAGAGAGGGAGAGGAAAUGGGAGAGAAAGGAAAGAGGACUGCUUUAUAGCUGCUAAGAUUGCAGACAGAAAUAGCACACAACCACCGUGAGCUGUAUGAGACUCAGAAACCAAGACUAAAUUGUAUUCACUUUUCUUAAUCAGUUGCUCAGAAAGAAAGAGAUGACAUCUGGUCCCAUCUUCUUCUACAUCUUGAUUUUUGGAAAAUAUUUUUCUCAUGGGAGUGGACAGGAGGUCAAGUGCUCCCUCGGCUAUUUCCCCUGUGGGAACAUCACCAAGUGCUUGCCUCAGUAUCUUCAUUGUAACAGCGUGGAUGACUGUGGGAACCAGGCCGAUGAAGAAAACUGUGGAGACAACAAUGGAUGGGUUUUUCAAAUUGAGAAAAAUUUUAUCAAUUACAACAGAACGACCUUCCCAUACCUCUUAGAGUCUGAAACACCGAAAUGCUCCAUCAGUUUUGUGCCCAUAAAAUGCCUUUGCCGAGAUUUACAGCUUGACUGUGAUGAGUCCAAAUUACGAACUGUUCCAUCAGUUUCUUCAAAUGUGACCUCCAUGUCACUUCAGAGGAACUUAAUAAGAAAACUUCCUGCUGAUGCCUUCAAGAAGUACCAUGACCUUCGGACACUGUUCUUGCAAAACAAUAAGAUUAGAUCCAUAUCCAAGUAUUCUUUCAGAGGACUGUACAAUCUUACUAAACUGCACCUUAGUAAUAACAGGAUAACCUUCUUGAAGCCUGGUGUUUUUGAAGAUCUCCACAAAUUAGAGUGGCUGGUAAUUGAUGAUAAUAACCUCAGCCAAAUUUCCCCACUAACAUUUUAUGGACUAAGUUCUCUUAUACUCUUAGGCCUGAUGAAUAAUGUCCUCACCCAUUUACCUGACAGACCUCUUUGUCAGCACAUGCCAAGACUGAAUUGGCUGGAUGUUGAAGGCAACCAUAUCCAUAAUUUAAAAAAUUUGACUUUUACCUCCUGCAGUAGUUUAACUGUUUUGAUAAUGGGGGGAAACAAAAUUAAUGAUCUAAAAGAAAAUACGUUUGCACCUCUCCAGAAACUAGACGAAUUGGAUUUAAGAAAUAAUAAGAUUGAACAUCUUUCACCAUAUGUAUUUAAGGAUCUAAAGGAGCUCUCAAAAUUGAAUCUUUCCUAUAACCCAAUCAAGAAAAUUCAUGCAAAUCAAUUUGAUUCUCUUGUCAAACUCAAGUCUCUCAGUCUAGAAGGAAUUGAAAUUUCAAAUAUCCAACAAAGGAUGUUCAGACCGCUUAUGAAUCUCUCUCACAUCUAUUUUAAGAAAUUCCAGUACUGUGGAUAUGCACCACACGUUCGCAGCUGUAAACCAAACACUGAUGGAAUCUCAUCUCUAGAGAAUCUCUUGGCAAGCAUCAUUCAGAGAGUGUUCGUCUGGGUUGUGUCUACAGUUACAUUCUUGGGAAACAUCUUUGUCAUUUGUAUGCGACCUUAUAUCAGGUCUGAGAACAAGCCGCAUGCCAUGUCAAUCAUAUCUCUCUGCUGUGCUGACUGCCUGAUGGGGAUAUACUUAUUUGUGAUUGGAGCCUUUGACCUAAAGUUUCGUGGAGAAUACAAUAAGCAUGCGCAGAUGUGGAUAGAGAGUUUUCAUUGUCAGCUUACGGGGUCUUUGGCCAUCCUCUCUACGGAAGUAUCAGUAUUACUUUUAACAUUUCUGACAGUGGAAAAAUACAUCUGCAUUGUGUAUCCCUUUCAAUUUUUGAGACCUAGAAAAUGCAGAACAAUUACAAUGUUGAUUCUCAUUUGGAUUAUUGGGGUUAUAGUGGCUUUUGUGCCAUUGAGCAAUAAGGAAUUUUUCAAAAAUUACUAUGGCAACAAUGGAGUAUGUUUCCCUCUCCAUUCGGAAGACACAGAAAGUAUUGGAGCCCAGAUUUAUUCAGUGACAAUUUUUCUUGGUGUUAACUUGGUGGCAUUUAUCAUCGUAGUUUUUUCCUAUGGAAGCAUGUUUUACAGCGUUCAUCAAAGUGCUCUAACAGCAAGUGAAAUACGGAAUCAAGUUAAAAAAGAGAUGACUCUUGCCAAACGGUUUUUCUUUAUUGUAUUUACUGAUGCAUUGUGCUGGAUACCCAUUUUUGUACUGAAAUUUCUUUCAUUGCUUCAAAUAGAAAUACCAGGUACCAUAAACUCUUGGGUAGUGAUUUUUAUUCUGCCUAUCAACAGUGCUUUGAACCCAAUUCUCUAUACUCUGACUACAAGACCAUUCAAAGAAAUGAUACAUCAGUUUUGGAAUAACUACACACAGAGAUCAAUUGGCAGCAAAAGAAGUCGGCAAACACAUACUCCAUCACUUAUGUGGAUAGAAAUGUGGCCGCUGCAGGAGGUGCCCCCUAGAUUAAUGAAGCCAGCUCUUUUCACAGACCCCUAUGAAUUGUCCCUAAUUUCUCAAUCAACCAGACUCAAUUCCUAUUCAUAA